AUGUUUAAACGUAAAUUAUCUGCACUUGACUACGGAAAAGAUUAUAACCCACAAGACGAAACACAAUUUCGACAAAUGGCUGUAUGGCUUGAAGAUAUGAAAAUACGUUUAUAUCCCAUUGAUGGACGACAAAGUCUUCGUGAUAUUCAAAAUCCUCAAUGGCAUGAAACUUUUUCCAAAUAUUUACAAGAUUUAAAAUUUCCAUAUAAUAAUGAAAUGAUUAACGAUCGAAUAGCUUUAAGUGAUUGGCUUAUGGGAACAGCUAUACGAUUUGAAUAUGGUGAUAAUGUUGAGAAAUACAAACCGAUUUCAUCGAAUAUAAUAAAUAAUCAACAAAAAUCGAAUUCAGUUAAUCAAACUGGAAAUCCGUUAGAAGCAAUCGAUUAUACAAGUGAAGAAUUUAAAUCUGGUAUGGUAAAAUUAUGUGAACUUUUACAAAUUCCAACAAAAUUUAAUGAUACAACAGCAGUUCUUCGUGCUGUAAGUAAAAUAAUAACAACAAAAUUAUCAAAGGAAGCAAUUGAUAAAAAUCAAAUAAAAGAACAAGGUUCAGGUGUUGAUUUUUCUAUUGAACAAAUGCCACUGGGUUUUGAUACUGGUGAUAAAAUAAUUAAUGAAGCUGCAAAAAUUCUUCGAUUAUUAUAUAUUCAAGAUUUACGAACAUUACAAACUAAAAUCAAUGAAACUAUUGUUAGUGUGCAAUCAUUUGUUGCAGAUCCACGUACGGAUAGUAAAUUAGGACAAAUUGGUUGGUAA
Rotaria sordida is the source of this 756-nucleotide messenger RNA. Lineage: Eukaryota; Metazoa; Rotifera; Eurotatoria; Philodinida; Philodinidae. The record is from the annotation of a GenBank genome assembly.